UCGUCCUCAUCGGGGAGUCUGGGGUGGGCAAAACCAACCUGCUCUCCCGCUUCACCCGGAACGAGUUCAACCACGACAGCCGCACCACCAUCGGCGUGGAGUUCUCCACCCGCACCAUCCAGGUGGGAGACGCCGUGGUCAAGGCUCAGAUCUGGGACACGGCCGGGCUGGAGCGGUACCGCGCCAUCACCUCUGCGUAUUACCGGGGGGCCGUGGGUGCCCUGGUCGUGUUUGACAUCACCAAACACCAGACGUACGACGUGGUGGACCGCUGGCUGAAGGAGCUGUACGACCACGCCGAGGCCAACAUCGUCGUCAUGCUGGUGGGGAACAAGACCGACCUUGCACAGGCUCGGGAGGUGCCCACGGAGGAGGCCAAAAUGUUUGCAGACAACAACGGGCUGCUGUUUGUCGAGACCUCGGCGCUGGACUCCACCAACGUCGAGCAGGCGUUCGAGACCAUCCUGAAGGAGAUCUUCCACAAAGUGCAGAUGCAGAAGCAGAGGAGCAGCCAAAGCAACACGGUGUCGCUUACCAGCGAGAGCCCGGAGAGCGCGGCGCAGACGGAGAAGCGCCCGUGCUGCGUGGCCCUCUGA
Messenger RNA from Tauraco erythrolophus (red-crested turaco), 596 nucleotides. NCBI's taxonomy places the organism in Eukaryota, Metazoa, Chordata, Aves, Musophagiformes, Musophagidae. The record is from RefSeq and is a predicted model, not a curated record.